AUGCCGCGCCGGCUUCUGAUUGGCUCGCGAUUGAUCAUUCAAAGGGCGGAAACCUGCCCUUCACAGUCCGGCGCCGCCGUUAAGCGCUCGCUCUCUUUGGCAAACCGCUCUCAGUGCGUCUUCUUCGAGUCAUCUAGCGUCGCUGGAGGUCAAAUUGGACACCUCUCCACUCCAAAAUCCUUUCCUCUCCGCUUUCACCUCUUUUGCCGCUCUCUCUGUGUCCGCGCAGUUGCCAGAUUUGCUCCCAGUCAUAGUCUUCUCAACAUGAAGCACCUCCUUCGACUAGGCCGGACGAGUACGCGAUCGUUUCCCGGUUGCCCCUCCCAUUCUCCCUUUUUACGAUAUAGCCUCAAUGCCACCUGGCAACGGUGCUACAGCGCCUGGCAGCCGCCAAGCAGAAGUGAAGGGCUCCCAGAUAUCGAUGCUUCGAAGCUCACCGUCACUAAAACCGCUAAUUCGAAGCAACUUUUACCCCCAAAAGAACUUAUUUUCGGUUCUACUUUCACAGACCACAUGCUCCAGGUGAAUUGGAAUACCAAAGACGGGUGGCUUGCGCCAGAAAUUAUCCCCUAUCAAAACCUUAGUCUUGACCCGGCCACUUGCGUCUUCCACUAUGCGUUCGAAUGCUUUGAAGGAAUGAAAGCCUAUAAGGGAAAGGAUGGUUCGAUCAGAUUGUUCAGGCCAGAUAAGAACAUGGCGCGACUCAACAAGUCUUCGAAACGUAUUGCAUUACCGACCUUUGAUGGCAACACCAUGAUUAAGCUGAUUGGUGAAUUGGUGAAGCUUGACAGCAGAUUCAUUCCACAACCUACCAUGAUUGGUACUCAGAAGACACUUGGUGUUUCGCCUCCAGGCUCAGCCAUGCUUUUCGUCAUUGCAAGCCCUGUUGGUCCUUAUUAUCCUACCGGCUUCAAAGCUGUGUCCUUGGAGGCCACAGAUUACGCCGUUCGUGCCUGGCCAGGGGGUGUUGGGGACAAGAAACUUGGAGCAAACUAUGCGCCCUGCAUUGUUCCACAGCUUGAAGCUUCAACCCGUGGGUUCCAGCAGAAUCUCUGGCUUUUUGGCGAGGAGCAGUACUUAACCGAAGUUGGCACCAUGAACCUCUUCAUCGCAUUGAAAAACAAGGAGACUGGCCAGAACGAGCUCAUUACACCUCCGUUGGAUGGCACUAUUCUGGAGGGUGUGACGCGUGACUCUGUGCUGACCCUUGGCCGUGAGAGGUUGUCUCCUAAAGGCUGGAAGGUCCAUGAGCGCAAGAUCACUAUGGCGGAAAUUGCGCAGGCAGCAGACGAAGGCCGACUGAUUGAAGUUUUCGGUGCCGGUACUGCCGCCAUUGUCAGCCCCGUUCGCAAUAUCAGCUGGAAAGGACGCCUUGUCGACUGCGGGCUGAAGAAAGAUGAAGAGGCAGGCAAGGUUGCGCUUGAUAUGAAGAACUGGAUCGAAGGAAUCCAGUAUGGUGAGGAAGAUCAUCCAUGGAGAUUUCGGUUUGCGCUUGGAGGCGUCAAUUAUAGACCCAGAUAA
Uncinocarpus reesii 1704 is the source of this 1521-nucleotide messenger RNA. Its product is annotated as branched-chain-amino-acid aminotransferase. Lineage: Eukaryota; Fungi; Ascomycota; Eurotiomycetes; Onygenales; Onygenaceae. Gene Ontology annotation, molecular function: branched-chain-amino-acid:2-oxoglutarate transaminase activity. The record is from RefSeq and is a predicted model, not a curated record. The transcript is spliced from 4 exons. Gene Ontology annotation, biological process: L-valine biosynthetic process; L-leucine biosynthetic process. Gene Ontology annotation, cellular component: mitochondrion. Bases 1 to 1521 code for a protein of 506 amino acids.